Molecule: messenger RNA, 2418 nt
Organism: Kickxella alabastrina
Lineage: Eukaryota; Fungi; Kickxellomycota; Kickxellomycetes; Kickxellales; Kickxellaceae
Product: GC-rich sequence DNA-binding factor-like protein-domain-containing protein
Exons: 1
Coding region: 1-2418 (805 amino acids)
Biological process (GO): spliceosomal complex disassembly
Cellular component (GO): U2-type post-mRNA release spliceosomal complex
Molecular function (GO): nucleic acid binding
Source: RefSeq, a predicted model, not a curated record
AUGGACGGCAAUGAUAAUUACUCGCAUCGGGGUUUUGAGGACAGCUCAGAUGAGGAAAUCUACGCCCAACAGCAAAGCCAAAGAAACCGCCAAAAUGGCGCCAGCCGAGGCCGCCGCCGCCGCCCCCGCUCCAAGGAGGAUGCGAUGCUAGGAAUCUGGGCUGAGGACGACUCUGACAGCGAUAUGGCCAGACUAUCCACCAUCGCUACCGACCCCUUGAACCCAAUUGGCUUUGUGUCCGCCGCUGACGCCCCGGCAGCCCCAAUCCCUGAAAGCGCAGACCAUUUAGAUACCCCGGACCUGCCCGCAUCUACCAUUAGUGCUCCCUUUGCUGGCCAGAAUCAGAAACGCACUUCUGAGGAAGCUACGAGCAGUCAUGCUGGUAUUGGCGACACUAAUGAACCGGCCGGUCAUUCGGUAUCCAAAUUCAAAUCCAGCUCAGACUCAGACUCAGACUCAGAUUCAGGCUCAAAUUCUAGCUCCAGCUCAGACUCAGACUCGAGCUCUGAUUCCGAUUCCGAUUCCGCCUCCGAUUCAUCAAGCUCGGACUCUAAGCGCACAGCACCAGCGUCGUCAUUGCCAUCGAAAUUCCCAGCAGCGGCCCCUACAAAGCAUGCACCCAGCAACCGGAAGCCACACCAGCAGCCACCACCGAGCAAGGAUUUUGCGAAAUUCGCCGGAAGCGCUGUCUUGGGGAUGAUGGCCAAAAUGGGCUACACACCCGGCCAAGGCCUAGGGAAGCACGGCGAGGGACGCGUCGAGCCAGUCCAAGUCCACCUGCGCCGAGCAGGCGAAGGAAUUGCAUUUAGCGGAAGCGAGCGCCCUCCCGAAGCACCACUGCCAGGCUCCGCCUCUGCCCGCGGCCCAACCGGACGCCAACAGCGGCAGGCCGCUUCUAGGACGCCUCGCAGCCCACAAACGCCGCGCGCACCGCCACGCCCCAAGAUCGAAUACAAGACCAUUGAAGAGCUGCAGCGCCAAACAGCCGCCAAAAUGAAGGAUAUCUUUGUGGAUAUGACCACAAACACAGAGGUUGCGUCGCUUGCCGAGCUUGUGGCCAAGCGCUUGCCGCUCAGCGAAAAGGAAAAGCUGGUCAACGAUGUGCGCAUCGGCCUCGAUCUCACCUUUGCAAGGCUCGAGGAGCACACGCGCGAGCAGUCGAUCGAAGAGAGCAGGCAGGGGUCGCUGACAAAGGAAAUCCAGACACUGAGCCUGACCAUAGACAAGCGCCUUACGCGCAUAGAGUGCCUCGAGGCGCUGCAGCAGUCCAUUGCUGCCGCGCGGGCUGCUUCCGGCACCAUCCAGCUUAGUACUGCCGCGGGGGAAAAGCCUGACUUCUCGGCGCUGCACAAUGCCUACGCUGACAUUCACCGGUUGGCAAAGCAGAUCGAGGCACGCUGCGAGUUUGACGCCUGGGGGGAAUUCCAGCUAGAAAAGGUUGUUACCAGCACGCUCUACCCCCACUUGACAACCUUGUUCCGCGCUUGGACCCCAACAGAUUAUCCACAGUUGCUCAACCAAGUGUUGGCCCCCUUGCGCGCCUAUGUCCGGACUAGCGACACGAGCAUGGCUGCAAAUGAAAUGACCCCGUACGAGUCUUUACUGAACAAGACGCUGGUCCCACGUUUGAGGCGCUUUGUAUUCACUGAGUGGGACCCCAUGGCCGACAGCAUGGCCCAGCUGCUGGACGAGCUGCCUCCUGUGAUCACAGCCGUGCUUUCCAACGAUAUCGGCGCCGUGCUCCAACGCUGCAUCGACGCCAUCAACCCGCGAACAGUCAUGGAAAGCUACAGGCGCACGCUAGCGGGUCCAGAGUCUUCUGUCACAGAGGCUCGCUCGAAUCAAUUGGCUGCACUGCGAAUCGACCAUGUAGUUAUCCCCUGGCUUCCCUUUGUCUACAGCCAUGCCGAGCUGAUGUCAAGCGUACGACGUAAGCUCUGCGCGGCACUCGACCUGUGGGUGCCCUCUCGAGAGAGCAACAGCGACAUUAUAUCAAUUAUUUCCCCUUGGACGGAACUAUUCCAGGGUAAGGAGCUGCGCAGGCUGAGUGCCAAGGUUGUCGAGCGCUUGGAGGGCAUGCUGCGCGCAGAAUUUGAAUUUAAUGCACAGCGCCAAACGACCUGGCCAUUUAAGGUGCUUCUCAAGUGGCACUCCCAUCUGCCAUUUACCGACUGGUUUGCCCUGGUUAAGCGCCGGAUUUUAUCGGCCUUUAUUGACUAUCUGAGGCGGUGGUUGGAGGACCCACAAGCUAACUACGCCGAGAUUGCCGAGUGGUACUGGCAGUGGAAGAUAUUGUACCCAGCUGCAAUCUUUGAGCGAGCGGAGGUCCAGCGCGAGUUCAAAAAGGCACUGGUACUGAUGACUUUGGCAAUGUCUCAAAGAGACUCCUCGCCUCCCUCUCAUAGCCAUUUGUUGUGA